AUGGUUUUAGAUAUUAUUGGAGUGGUGGACAAUGUGAGCUCUGCUGUGAUUGGGUGUACCUUGUGGGAUUCCUAUUACUUGAAAUUUAUGAGCAAUUGGAGGGGUGACCCGGAUUCAUCUAUUGUUGUUGUUAUGUUGACUCAGGCUAAGAUCAAACCGUGUUCGGGACGGGGGCCAAUGUCAAUUUCAAACUCUUGGAAUGGUUCAAAGUUGUUAAUGGGUGAUGAAUGUGCUGAAUUGGUACAAUUCAAGGAGCAAUGGAUAGAACGGUUUGGAAAUGUGGUUAGUCCGAGCCAAGAAUGCAGCCAACUGAGUUCACCUUCCCAGUACAGUGAACAUGAAAAAUUUAUGUAUAAAGUUGUUGUGAGUACGAUAUCUGAAAUCACAACUAUGAAAGAGAUUGUGCAUUGUUUAUGCAAUAGUUGCAGGAAGAAGACUGAUGAAGUAGGUGCUUUUAAGUGUGUUCUCUGUGGCUUUGAUAAUGAAAAACAUGGAAUUAGAUAUAAGUUGGAAUUACAGGUGACUGAUGGGUACAGUUAUACCAAUUUUGUUUUAUGGGAUCAAGACUGCAAUAACUUGAUUGGUGUAUCGACUGUUGAGUUAAUGAAUAAAAUGAUCGAGGAUAGGGAGGACGAUCCCAAAUGUUUUCCGGAGGAUCUAGAUGUUUUGCUAGGCUGUACACUUGCUUUCAAGGUUAGAGUUCAACCAAAUAACAGAUCCUCAUCAGUGAUGAAAGCUUUCAGCAACCUUGAAACUAUUGCUUGUGUUAGAAGCAAACUUGAGGCAAAGAAGAUUAAAGAGUCCAGUGGUGAAGGUACAUGUGAUUCCAGUUCUGAAGCAAACUCUAAGGUGGGAUUGCAAACAGAAAACGUUGAGCAUUUGAUAUUUCAAUAA
Molecule: messenger RNA, 894 nt
Organism: Vigna unguiculata (cowpea)
Lineage: Eukaryota; Viridiplantae; Streptophyta; Magnoliopsida; Fabales; Fabaceae
Source: RefSeq, a predicted model, not a curated record